AUGUUCAGGACCAAGCACUUCAGGACCAAGCACUACAGGACCAAGCACUUCAGGACCAAGCACUUCAGGACCAAGCACUACAGGACCAAGCACUACAGGACCAAGCACUUCAGGACCAAGCACUACAGGACCAAGCACUACAGGACCAAGCACUACAGGACCAAGCACUUCAGGACCAAGCACUUCAGGACCAAGCACUACAGGACCAAGCACUUCAGGACCAAGCACUACAGGACCAAGCACUUCAGGACCAAGCACUUCAGGACCAAGCACUAA
This is a messenger RNA of Knipowitschia caucasica, 276 nucleotides long. The record is from the annotation of a GenBank genome assembly. Lineage: Eukaryota; Metazoa; Chordata; Actinopteri; Gobiiformes; Gobiidae.